AUGUCACCGCGCCGAUCAUCGCGGGCUCGUACCACGCAGCCCCCGCCCGGCGUCACUGCAGCGCACAGCACCUCAUCCGCGUCGACUUCGUCGUCUCGAGCUGACAGAGCGACGAGAACUAAUCACAAGCAGUCGUCGCCGCAGAAGUCGUUGACCCCACACUCCCUCUCGUCAGAGGAGCCCGACGAACCCGAGCCGCCUCGCGACUUGCAGGCAGAGCCGCCUCUCACACGGCGCCGAACGCGCGAACAUGACAACGACGGCGACGAGUUUUCGAAGCUCGACGAUGAGCUGGACGACGAGAUCACUGAGGAGGAUGAGGUCACACGUUGCGUGUGUGGCCAGCAGGAGUAUCCGGGUCCACCCUCGGAUGCCGGCAAGUUCAGAGACGGCCAAUUGUCCUCUGUGACAGAUUCUGACCUACAAGGCGAUGAUGCAGGCGGUUUGUUCAUUCAAUGCGAUAUCUGCAAAGUCUGGCAGCACGGCGGCUGCGUCGGCAUCAUGGAAGAGGCUGCCAGCCCCGACGAGUACUUCUGCGAAGAAUGCCGGAAAGAUCUCCACAAGGUUCUAACAAGUCCCAAAGGACAAAAGUACUCCCGAUACCUGCCCGUGUGGGACGCGCAGCACGGCAAGAAUGCCCGCAAGGGCUCUCUUUCGAAAGAAUCCGACAAACCGGCGAAAGACAAGGAUCGCUUGAGCAGAGCAAGCGUGGAGUCCUUCAGCAAGCGUCGUUCGACAAUGAACAGCAGAGCGGCUUACGACGAAGAUGAAGUCCUCCGAAAGGUUCUGGAGGAAAGCAAACACGAAGGCGCAGUGCCACCAUCGGAGAAUGGCAAUCGCAAGAAGCGCAGUCGGGACGAUAGCGAAGAGGUAAAGUCCGAGGUCAAACGGCAGCGGACCGGUUCCAGAUCCCCCAGCGGCUCUCCCGUACUUGAGUCCGAUGAUGAAAGCUCCAAGAACGCAGCGCCGAAACAGAAACCCCGUGGAGCUGCUGCACGAAGCCAACGGGAGAAGGAACAACGAGAUAAAGAGCGCGAACGCGAGCGGGUCGAAGCGGCUAAUCGACGGAAAGGCCGCGCGGAAAGAAGAAAGGGUGAUGGUAGGGACACUAACCUUGAAUCAGAACCACCAGAAGUACCACCUAUCGAGGAAUCAGCUAUGCCAACGCCCGCGGAAGAGCCAGCUCCCGCGGAAGCGCCUGCCGUCGAACCAAAGUCCGCCCCCGCACCAAGAAAAGGCGGACGGCCUCCACAGAAGCGACGACUUGGUCGCAAUCAAUAUACAAGGGAUGUGCCCACACCUGCAACCAAUGGCACAUCGCCGGCAGCGGAUGAUGCACCCAACUCACCGCAAGUGAAUGGGACUGGCAAUGGGCACGAUAGUAGCGACGGUGUCGCUAGUGGGAAGACAGGCAAGCCAAAGAACUGGCGGUUGCAGAAAUUAUCUUGGCAUGACAUUCGACGGCCGGCGGGCGCAAUGCAGAAUUACAUCUCUCAGCGCCAAGUCGAAAUGGCGGGAGAGAAGCCUGUGCCACCUGUACAGGAGCCUGCUGCAGUCGCGAACGGCGUUCAACAUCACGACGAGACGAAUGGAAACGGCGUCGAAGAGGAUCUGGACAAGUUCACAACGCUCAGCACGCUUCAAAUGAUGGACCACCUCAGCCGCGAUCUCACACAUUGGCAACAGAUGAUCACCGAGUCCAACGACAAAUGACCGGCUUCGGCAAAGGUACUUUUUCGAUGGCAUUAGUACAUUUCUCAGUUUUUGUUUCCCGGUAUUCCGCACCAUGGUGUAAACCGGAAUACCACAGCGCACCGCGCAUUGCCAUAUCAUGGCCACAUAAGCAUUAGCGCUUUCCACACUAGACUUCUUUUCAUCGGCGUUCACAGGUAUCCUGGCAAGGAUCACAGUUAUCAUUCGAGGUCUGCGUUACAUACCCUCCACUUCGUGCUUUCGAGCUGCAUAAAUCGAACUUUAGGUCGGCGUUUCUAUUUAAUCAUGUCAUUUUGAGCUGGGAAGUAUAGGCUGUCUCAACCAUUGGAAUGGGCUUCGUAGCGCGGAUGAGCGCCGCCUACAAAAUAGAAUCAAACCUUUCACGCCGUCACACACAAACUGUGGCCCUGUCAAACACUGUUCUCACCCGCCU
Messenger RNA from Paraphaeosphaeria sporulosa, 2146 nucleotides. RefSeq lists its product as uncharacterized. The transcript has 4 exons. The record is from RefSeq and is a predicted model, not a curated record. Gene Ontology annotation, biological process: negative regulation of rDNA heterochromatin formation; negative regulation of silent mating-type cassette heterochromatin formation. NCBI's taxonomy places the organism in Eukaryota, Fungi, Ascomycota, Dothideomycetes, Pleosporales, Didymosphaeriaceae. Bases 1 to 1713 code for a protein of 570 amino acids. Gene Ontology annotation, cellular component: Rpd3L-Expanded complex; Rpd3L complex.